Molecule: messenger RNA, 1354 nt
Organism: Sebastes umbrosus (honeycomb rockfish)
Lineage: Eukaryota; Metazoa; Chordata; Actinopteri; Perciformes; Sebastidae
Product: psychosine receptor-like
Exons: 2
Coding region: 1-1008 (335 amino acids)
Biological process (GO): G protein-coupled receptor signaling pathway
Cellular component (GO): membrane
Molecular function (GO): G protein-coupled receptor activity
Source: RefSeq, a predicted model, not a curated record
AUGGCCUGUCACCUAGUAAAUGACAUACGGUGUGAGCAUAUGAACGCCUCAUCUGCGAUGGAAAACUUAAGCCUGGCCACAAAUCAUUCAGAAUGCUACUCGGUUGACAGCGCGUCCAGGAGGAGGUCAUUUCUGUUUUUCUACCUGGCGAUCAUCAUCACUGCCAUCCCGUCCAACGCCUUCUCCCUCUACGUGUCCUGGCAGCACAUUAGACAGAAGAACGAGCUCGGUGUGUAUCUAUUCAAUCUGGCCCUGAGUGACCUGACCUUCACCAUCGGCCUCUCUCUGUGGCUCGACUUCCAUUGGAAAGGAGCUUGGGCCCACGGCGGCUACGUGUGUGUGCUGUCUGUCUGCUCUCUCUUCACUAACUUUUACACCAGCGAUGCUUUCCUCUGCUGCAUCGCUGUUGACCGCUACCUGGCAGUGGUUCACCCAUUAAAGUUCACUUUCUUGAGGAAAGUCGGCACUGCAGCAGCGGUCAGCGUUGCCAUUUGGGUGUUGGUGGUCUGUUUCAACGCCGCCACCAUCACCUGGGAGGACUCGUACCAUGAAUACAACAAGUUUUCACUGUGCUUUGAUAUUUUCCUCCCGAUGUCAGAGAACCUGGCUCGGGUUAAUGUAGCACGCUUCAUCCUGGGUUUCAUUAUUCCCUUUCUCCUGUUGGUGUUUUCCACCUGGGGGAUCUGUGAGGCGGUGAAAUCCAACCAGGCCACAGAGGAACAGGAACGUAAACGGAUUUCGAAGUUGCUGACAGUAGUUCUGCUCUGCCUUUUGUUCUGCUUCGGACCUAUCCACGUCAUGAUGCUCCUCCGCACAUUAUGGGACGACUGCAGGAACGUUGCAUGGCUCCUUUAUCCUUACAAGAUCAGCAUAGCUAUCUCAUGCCUCAACUGCCUUGCUGACCCUCUCCUUUACUGCUUCAUCACUAGAACGGGGAAGGCAAAUGUCAAUCAGGUUGUUCUCUUCUUCCAGGUAAAGAAGAGGAGUAAAGAUGAAGAUGUGGUGUAGGUUAACUAAAGUGCGGGACUAAAUCAUGUCACAACCUUGUGGUAAACCUUACUGUUAGACAUUAAACAGUGAUCCUGGAGUUGGCAACACAAUUACAGACACUGCUUCAAAUGUAAGACAGUUGUUAAAUGGCAAAAGUUGUCUGAUAUUAAAAGGACAAAGCUGGCGUUGUUUAUAUUUUUCUUACUGUCAACUAAUCUCAUUAAAAGACCAACACUAACAAUGGAUUAAUCUGUCUUUUUCAACUUGCCCCAACCCCGUCAGUGGUGGAAGAAGUAUUCAGAGAGCUUACUCAAGUGAAAGUAUGUAUGUAUUAUCAGCAAAAUUUUGUAUUAAAAGUACUCAU